Aureobasidium musti is the source of this 327-nucleotide messenger RNA. The record is from the annotation of a GenBank genome assembly. Lineage: Eukaryota; Fungi; Ascomycota; Dothideomycetes; Dothideales; Saccotheciaceae.
AUGGCUCCUCGUCCCAAUCUCACUGGCUUCGACCCUCAANAGUUCGCUGCCGCCUCCGGCCAGCCCAGAAACGACCCCUGGGCCAGANUAGUACGUCAAUCCGCCCACCAUGAUCCAACCAUCUCUCUGACGCAACCCCACAGCGAGGCCUGGAGAUACACCGGCCCCUUCUCGCGCUGGAACAGAUUCAAGGGCUCCUUCCCUGGUCUCGGUAUCGCCACUGUCGCCUUUGCUGGUUACCUUGCCUACGAAGCCGUCUUCCUCGGCGACGACCACGGCCACGGCGACGCUGGUCACGCUAAGGACCACCACGGCAUCGCUGCUUGA